GAUGUUUGCAAUUCACUCACCAUAGAUAUUGUUAUGCUCGAUCAAGCCGCGGCCUUCGCCCAAGAUGAAGACGCCACCCUGAUGGCCGUUGUAGAUCUCGUUGCGGUGGGGUUGCUGUGGGAAUGGAUGCGGUUGUCGAUGAACUGGCCGAGCCCGUACAAGCCACCCGUCUGUCCGUGGUGGAUCUCGCAGUGCACCACUGUCACUGUCGGGUUGGCGCCCGAACCCCGCUAUCCCAUUGUUGUGGAUGUCGUUCGCCUCCAACAAACCCUGCAAACAACAAAUUACCACAUUAACCACACGUCACGUUUAUCUAUAUACUAUAUAUGCAGGACGGAAUUUAGGGUUUUAGUAUAUUCAUAUAUGUUGUACAGUACGCAUCCCAUAGCUUUGAAACGGCAUAUAGGCAAGGAAAUAAUUACGGCGUUGCAAAAACAUCAGGCUUUAGAGACCCUAGAUCCCUAGAUGGAGGAAGCUCCC
Nilaparvata lugens (brown planthopper) is the source of this 480-nucleotide messenger RNA. RefSeq lists its product as uncharacterized. The coding region runs from base 34 to 465 and encodes 143 amino acids. NCBI's taxonomy places the organism in Eukaryota, Metazoa, Arthropoda, Insecta, Hemiptera, Delphacidae. The record is from RefSeq and is a predicted model, not a curated record. The transcript is spliced from 2 exons.